Messenger RNA from Corvus hawaiiensis (hawaiian crow), 1591 nucleotides. RefSeq names its product protein-L-isoaspartate(D-aspartate) O-methyltransferase-like. Lineage: Eukaryota; Metazoa; Chordata; Aves; Passeriformes; Corvidae. Gene Ontology annotation, biological process: protein modification process. Gene Ontology annotation, cellular component: cytoplasm. The record is from RefSeq and is a predicted model, not a curated record. The transcript has 9 exons. Gene Ontology annotation, molecular function: protein-L-isoaspartate (D-aspartate) O-methyltransferase activity. The coding region runs from base 72 to 818 and encodes 248 amino acids.
CCGCCGCGCCGCCAUGUUGGCCCAGGGCGGAAGUUGUGGUGGGCGGCGCAGGCCGCUGCCGUGUCCGUGGGAUGAGCCAGCUGCCGCCCGGCGCCGUGCUGGCACUCAUGGGGCUGCUCUUCGCCAGGACCAUGGCCUGGACAUCCAGCGGGAAAACGCACGCGGAGCUGGUCAACAACCUCUACAAAAAAGGGAUCAUUAAGUCCCAGCGAGUCUUCGAUGUGCUGUUGGCUACGGACAGAGGUCACUACAUCAAGUAUUUCCCAUACAUGGAUUCUCCUCAAUCCAUUGGCUACAAGGCUACGAUCAGUGCCCCGCACAUGCACGCCCACGCGCUGGAGCUGCUCAAGGAUCAGCUGGUGGAAGGUGCCAAGGCGCUGGAUGUGGGAUCUGGGAGUGGAUACCUCACCGCAUGCUUCGCCAGGAUGAUUGGCCCGACGGGAAAAGCUGUGGGUGUGGAGCACAUCAAGGAGCUGGUGCACGAAUCCAUCCGGAACGUCCAAGAGGAUGAUCCGACGCUGCUCAGCUCCGGCCGUGUGAAGCUUGUGGUUGGAGACGGCAGGCAGGGAUACCCUGAGGAAGCUCCUUACGAUGCCAUCCAUGUGGGAGCGGCCGCAGCCACCGUCCCCAAGGAGCUGCUGAAGGAGCUGAAGCCGGGCGGGCGGCUGAUCGUGCCCGUGGGGCCCGAGGGAGCGAACCAGGUGCUGAUGCAGUACGACAAGACCAGCGAUGGGCACAUCAUCGAGACCCAGCUCAUGGGCGUCAUCUACGUCCCUCUCACAGACAAGGAAAAGCAGUGGCCUCGGGAUGACCUCUGACACAUGGAUGGAUAUCUCUAAAGGCACCUCUGAAAGCUCAUGAGUGAGACUUAGGCCAGUAGAUGGUCAGUAUGGUUUUGCUUUUUAAUGGAAAUUUCGUCAAUGGAUAAAGGGAAGUUCUGCUUCAGAGGAGCUCAUUCCGGAGGGAUGGAGAACAGGGGCAGGACCAGGGGAGUCUCUUGGAGGCUGUGGCAGCUUCCAGAGAGCAGAUCCAGACAACUCCAGCUAUCCUCUCUGAUAAACUCUAGGUAACAUCAGUUCACAGAGAAUUCUGAAAGCAGACAGGAAUACUUAAAGCUUCACUAAAACCACUUUAAUAUCAACUACUCUGCUUAAUGCUUGGCAAAAAUAAGUCACAAUUAGUGUCUCGGAGCAGCAGUGUACCCUGAUUUGUCAAUGGUUUUAAAUAUGGGAGCGUGUUCUCUUCCUGCCUGCACCGACUAAUUUAAUAAUGGGCAGCAACACUGGAUUUUGAGGUUAUGAAAAAUGCUUGUUUCUUGGAGUUGUUUUUUUCCUGUUUGGCGUUUUGAGAAAUGCGCAUUUCUUUUCCCUCUUUGGGGCUAUGAAAAACGCGCUUUACUUGGUUUUUCUGAUUGGGGUUACAAAAAAAUGCUCACGUUUUGGCUUUUCCCUGACGUGUCCCUCCCGCAGGCGGUGGCUGAGGAGGCUCACGAGGGGCAGGCGGGCUGCGGUGAUGCUCGAGGGUCAUUUGUGGAGCAGUUCUGAGGGGGGAGCUGCUCGGAGGUAAAUAAAUAAAGGCAUUCUCGCUCCUC